AUGGAGGCAAAAGUGAGGAAGAAAAAGCAAGUAGAAUUUUACUCUGAAAAUCAAUUUUGCCAUCCAUUGUUCGAGCUUUUUUCCCCAUACCUAUUCAAAAAAAUUGAAGACUUGAAAAAGAACAUCGAGAAUUUAUUGCACGAUGGAAAUACAUUGCUUGAUCUGGAUAACAUAAAAAAGUCUUUAACCAAAUUGGAGAUAUAUUCAUAUGACAAUGAAAAACAAAUGGGUAUCGAUUUGGAACAUCUGGAAAAUGUUACUUGUGUCCACAACGAUAUAAUGUGUACACAACUAAAGAAGGAACUUUUGAAGCAGAAGAAUUUGAACUGUUCUUUAUCUCUAAAGCUUCGAAGUAUACACAUCAAGUUAAGUAACCUUUAUGCCAAGAGAGACGAAUUAGAAAAUGUGAUACAAAACAAAGUGAGAGAAAUCGAGCAUCAGUUCCUCAUUUUGGCAGAUGGUCUUGACAAGAGGGUGCCUCAGACAUCCACAAAAGAGGACGAAUUGACACACGAUACAAUUAAGAAAGAUUUUAUAAUACAGAAGAAUGAGGAAGAAUCAAAACAAAAAGACAUCACACUUGAGAAGUUAAGACAAAGAAUAACAGAAUAUGAAAAAAACAUUCAAGUGCACGAAGCAGAAAGGGCGAAAACUGAUUUAGAGAUAAAACAUUGUAAGGAGAAAUUAAAUGAAGAAAUUAAAAAAAAUAAAAUUUUUUUAAAUAAAAUAAAAACAUACGAAAUAAAUUUGGGAAUUGUAAAAAAUGAAAGCACAAGAAAUCUGAAUGAAUUAAAUGAACUGAAAUUUGAGUUGCAAAAAUGUAAAAUCAUAAGCAGUAAAGUAAAAAUAAAAAACAAGCUAUUACACGAUGAACAAAUUAGCUUAACACAAACCAAUACAAAAUUGAAAGUGCAACUACAACGACUCAAUGUGUACUUAACUAAUUAUAGACGUAUAGAAUCUCUCUUUUCAAAUUUUUCCAGGAAAAUAAUCAACAUAGUCCUGUUCCUUAAGAACAAUCAUGCAAUUGGAGUAAGUAGUGCACGUAUCAUCUGUGGAACUUUUGAUUUGCCCAUUCCUGCACGAUGCAGUAAUACCUUGGGGAGUGGGAUCCCCUCCCACACGCUAGAUCACGCUGUGGAUGAAAAGGUGAACAACCAUCUCGAAGACACACUAGAUGGUACAUUAGAUGGUACACUAGGUGGUACACUAGAUGGUACACGAGAUGGUACACGAGAUGAUACACUAGAUGAUACACUAGAUGAUACACUAGUUGAUACACUAGUUGAUGUAGUGGAUGUCAUAGAGGGCAACAAGCUCUUGAAUCCAUUGCAGAACCGAUCGAUCACUCCAGUUGGUUAUCCCGUAGAAGGAAAUGCUCUUCAGACUUUACCCCUCGUUAGAAAUUCCACAUCUACCAAGAUAGAGUUGUAUGUAGAUGCCAUUUCUGCAUCCGUUCGAGAUUUGGUUCGAAUAAAGCAUAACUUCCAGAGAGAUGAACUUGAACGAAUCAAAAUCGAAAUGAAAGAAGCAAGGCGAGAACUGCAAAAGAAACAAAGGAGCUACGAAGAAAUGAAGCAAAAGGUGAAUCAAAUGGAAAAAACAGAACAAGAGAAAAAGGAAGAAAUUAUGAACGUGAAGGAAAAUGACAAACGGAUGAUUGUUCAUCUACAGGAAAAGUUAAAAGGUGAAGAAAUAACAAAUAUAGAAUUUAAAAACAUAAAUCAUGGGAACAUGAUAAAAAUUAGAAAAUUAAAAAGGAGAGAAUAUAAAAUGAUGUUCGAAAUUGAUAAACUGAAAAGAUAUAUACAAGAAAAUAAAUCCAAUUUAGAAAGAGAAAAACAAAUGAGUAUUAAAAAAUUAAAGUAUAUGAAAAAUAGAAAUAUUCAACUGGUAAAAAAUUUAAAUGUUAUAAAUGAUGAAUUGAAAAGGUGUGUAUGUAAAGUCAACACUGUAAGUAAGAACAUCGAAACUGUAGAAAGAGAAAAGGAACAAGUUAAAAACAAAUUGAACAUAAUUAAAGAACAAAAUGAUGAACUUACAAAAGAAUUACAAUCAUUGAAGAAACAAAAAGGGUUAAUGAAAAUGAAGGUAUAUGCACAUAACAAGAAAAUUGGGAAAAUAAAUGACAAACUUAGCUCUGCAAGCAACAGAUUCAACAAAAUUGUAAAGCAUCUACACAAAUGUAAUGAAGAAUACAAAGAAGAAUUAGUUCGAAAGAAUGAAAAAAUAGAAGUAUUAAAAAAAUAUCAAAAUGAAUUAAAAAAUGAAAUAAUAGAAAAAGAAAAAAAAUUAGAAAAAAAUGAAAAAUGCAUCCAAAAAAUGGAAAUUCAAAUGAAAACACACGUAAAACAGAACGCUGUUCUAAAUGAUGAAAUUGAGAGAAGGAAUUUGUUUAUAAAAAAUAACGAAAAAAAAAUUAAUAUACUAACCAAUAUUGAAAAUGAUUUAUUAAAAAAAGAAGAAAUUAAUCAAAUCAAAUUGACAGAAAAACAAAACGCAAUUAAAAAUAAUCAAAUCGAACUCAGACAUGUCAAAACAGAAAAUGGAAAACUAAAUUAUGUUAUUAAUGAGCUAAAAAAAAAACUAAUUAAUGAAGAAUUUAAAAGUAAAGAAAUUCGCAAGGAAAUUGAAAAUUUAAAUAAAGAAAAAAAUAAAGAAAUUACAAAUAUACAAAACCUCUUGGAAGAAAAAGAAAAAUCACUUCAAACAGUACUACAACAAUUUCACGAUUUAAAAUGUGAAAAAAUAAAUUAUCAAACUGUUAUGGAAAAAGAUUUAGAACAGCUAAAGAACCAACUAUUAGAAUUUAAAUCCUCUAAUGAAGCAUACCAUGACACAAUAAAACAGAUGGAGAAAAAUCUCGACCAAGCUAAUGAAAGACUCAAAAAAGAGACAUCCUCAAAUGAAGAAAAAAAUAAACAAAAUUUACAACUGUCGAAUGAGUUAAACAAUUGCAAAAGAAAAAUAAAAGAGAAGGAAGAAGAAAUGGAGGAAUUUAAAAAGGAAAAAACGCUUUCAUAUCUUCAAAAAAUUGAUGAAUAUACACAAAAUGAAGAAAAAUUAAAACAAAAGUUUGAAAAAGAAAUAGAACAAAUGAAAAUCCAAUUUCGUGAACAAAUGGAAAUACAGAAAGUAAUGCACGAAAAAGAGAUUAAAGAAUUAACUUCUCAGAACAAGGUAGACGUUGAAAAGUUAAAUAAAGAAAUCCAAUAUCAAAAGGAGAGUAAUCAAAAGAAUGUAGAAUCUCUAACCCAAAGACACAAAGAAAUGGUAAACAAAAUUCAAGAAGAAAAUCAAAAUGAAAUUAAUAAAAUGAAAAAAAUUUGCCAAGAAAACAAACAAAAUGAAAUUCUCAGAAACGAAAAUGAAAAAAUAUUAGAAAACAAAAUUGAAGAAUACAAUUUACUCUUGAAAGAAAAGGAUGAGGAACUUAUGCAAAUUAUUCAGCAAUACGACAAAAAAUUGCAAACACAAAAUAAAGAAAUGGAAAUACUAGUGGAAGAAUGUGAGAAGAAGCUCAGAGAAACUCAAAUAAGCAAGAGAGGAGGAGGAGGAGUAGAAUGGGACAGUAGUAGGAAAAGCACAGAUGUAUUCCCAAGUGGCGGUGAUCAUACCACCACAACAUCACAUGAUUCUAACACAAACAAUAUUCGAAAUACAUCAAGCAUUAACAACAUGAUGAAUGCUUGUGACAUGACUAAUAUGGAAGAACGUCUGAGAGAGAAAGAGGAAAAAAUUAUGGAAAUGCAAAACGAAUUGCUAGGGUUGAAAAUGGAAAUAUCUGAGUUGGUGCAAAAAAAUCAUGUUCUACUAGUAAGCAAAGAAAAAGCAGAUAAAGAAAUCUCCAACUUAAGGAAAGAAAAUGAAAGACUCAAAGAGGAACUUGUAAUGGAUGUUUCUCUACAGAUGGGUGGAAGUAACAUGGAUAAUGUUGGCUCGUUCUUACAUCAGAAAAGUUCCAAAAGUCUCGAGAAAAAGAAAAAAAAGAGAAAUGAAAAAGGGGAAUGUAAUGACCAAGGGGAAUCUGACAUUUGUGAGGGUACUAAUCUGGAAGGGGAGGAAAAUUCUGAGAGGGAGACGAAGAAAAAGACGAAGAUGAAGAAAAAGAAAAAGAAAAAAAUAAAUCAAAGUGGAGAAAGUGAUGGAGCUACACAAGAACAUUCUCAUGGAGAUGAAACACUCCUACGUGGAGAUGCAGAUGGAACAUCUAUCAUCAGCACCUUCAGGGGUAAAGAGGAAGAUUGUUACUUGUAUCUGAAAUCUAUAAAUGAUAAACUUGAUGAAAUUGUGGAUAGAUUAAAGUCGAAGGAAGGAGAUCCACUCUUGAUCAAUGAUGCUUUUAACAAGAUAAAUUUGGCCAUAUCCACGUGGAACUUGUUUUCUGACACGAAUACAGCCGAAGCGGGGGAAGCAGCAGAUGUGAUGGCAAAUGUGACAGAAGAUGAGGAAUCUGGGGUAGCAAAUAUGGACGAGCCGACGAAUGAAGAGAAUCUAAAUGAUGGAGACAUGAUAGAACUUAGCUUCACGGAUGAACGAUAUGAAAAUAUUAAAAGGGAAGUUAUAGAAAAGGUUGAACUCAUUCGUCAGAUGGUUUGA
Molecule: messenger RNA, 4599 nt
Organism: Plasmodium gonderi
Lineage: Eukaryota; Apicomplexa; Aconoidasida; Haemosporida; Plasmodiidae
Exons: 6
Coding region: 1-4599 (1532 amino acids)
Source: RefSeq, a predicted model, not a curated record